Messenger RNA from Varanus komodoensis (Komodo dragon), 3584 nucleotides. RefSeq names its product DLG associated protein 1 (gene DLGAP1). Gene Ontology annotation, biological process: signaling. Gene Ontology annotation, molecular function: molecular adaptor activity. The record is from RefSeq and is a predicted model, not a curated record. Lineage: Eukaryota; Metazoa; Chordata; Lepidosauria; Squamata; Varanidae. Gene Ontology annotation, cellular component: postsynaptic specialization; glutamatergic synapse. The transcript is spliced from 10 exons. Bases 1 to 2934 code for a protein of 977 amino acids.
AUGAUGAAAGGAUUAUCUGGCAGUCGCAGUCACCAUCAUGGGAUUGCCUGUGAACCAGCAUGUGACUCUCUGGUACAUCACUCAGACAGGAAGCCAUAUUUGUUAAAUCCUGUGGACCAUCAUCCUGCAGAUCAUUCUUACUACACUCAGAGGAACUCUUUUCAGGGAGAAUGCAUGGUUCCCUACAGUGAUCAGAUUGCCAGCAGCACAUUUCCUCGGAGACAUUACAAUUCCCAUAAUGAACUUAAAGAUGAGUGUGCUUUAGUGCCACAUGGAGCAGCCAAUAAAAGUAAUCGCAUUCCUGCCAAUCUUUUGGACCAAUUUGAAAGGCAGCUUCCUCUGAAUCGAGAUGGCUACCAUACUUUACAGUACAAAAGGACUGCUGUAGAACAUCGUAGCGAUAGUCCAGGAAGAAUUCGCCACUUAGUCCACUCUGUUCAAAAACUUUUCACCAAGUCUCAUUCUCUUGAAGGCCCCUCAAAGGGCAGCAUCAAUGGUGGCAAAGCAAGCCCAGAGGAGACUCAGACUAUGAGGUACGGCAAGCGUAGCAAGAGCAAAGACAGGAGAUCAGAUGGAAAAUCCAGGUCAAAUGCAUCAGGAUGGUGGAGUUCAGAUGACAACUUGGACAACGAUGUUUGUAUUUACCAUGGACCAAAUGCAGUUAUGACUAUGGGAAGAUGCCCUGACCGUUCUACUUCUCAAUACUUUAUGGAAGCCUAUAACACUCUUAGUGAACAUACUGUGAAGCCUUCCAGAAGCAAUAAUGAUGUCAAAUGUUCCACCUGUGCAAACCUGCCAGUAAAUUUGGAUGCUCAGUUAAUGAAAAAAAGCUCCUGGUCCUCCACACUGACAGUGAGCAGAGCCCGUGAAGUUUACCAAAAAGCUUCCAUGAACAUGGACCAGACAGUGGUGAAAUCAGAAACAUGCCAACAAGAGCGGUCUUGCCAGUAUCUUCAGGUUCCCCAGGAUGAAUGGUCUGGGUAUACUCCGCGUGGCAAAGAUGAUGAAAUCCCAUGCCGGCGAAUGCGAAGUGGCAGUUACAUCAAAGCCAUGGGAGACGAUGACAGUGGGGACUCUGACACCAGCCCAAAGCCAUCUCCCAAGAUUGCAGCACGAAGGGAAAGCUAUCUCAAGGCCACCCAGCCAUCACUUACAGAACUCACCACCCUCAAGAUAUCUAGUGAACAUUCUCCAAAGCUUCAGAUCCGAAGCCACAGCUACUUGAGGGCAGUGAGUGAAGUUUCAAUCAACAGAAGUUUGGAUAGCCUGGACCCUGCAGCUCUGCUUACUUCUCCCAAAUUCCGAUCACGAAAUGAGAGCUACAUGCGGGCCAUGAGCACUAUUAGUCAGGUGAGUGAGAUGGAAGUAAAUGGUCAGUUUGAAUCAGUCUGCGAGUCCGUAUUCAGCGAACUAGAGUCUCAGGCAGUAGAGGCCCUGGAUCUGCCAAUGCCAGGCUGCUUCCGCAUGAGGAGCCACAGUUACGUGAGGGCAAUCGAAAAGGGAUGUUCCCAAGAUGAUGAGUGUUUGUCGCUGAGGUCUUCAUCUCCACCACGCACAACCACCACCGUGAGGACCAUUCAAAGCAGCACGGUUUCUUCUUGCAUUACCACAUAUAAGAAGACACCACCUCCAGUCCCACCAAGAACCACCACCAAACCUUUUAUCUCUAUCACAGCUCAGAGCAGCACAGAAUCUGCUCAAGAUGCCUACAUGGAUGGACAUGGACAAAGGGGUGACAUCAUCAGUCAGUCGGGACUUAGCAACUCCACAGAAAGCUUGGACAGUAUGAAGGCACUGACAGCUGCCAUUGAAGCUGCCAAUGCACAGAUCCAUGGCCCGGCCAGCCAGCACAUGGGCAGCAACACUGCGACCGUCACCACCACAACCACUGUUGCCACUGUUACUGCAGACGAGCGAAAGAGAGAUUAUUUCAAGAAAAACAGAUGCCUGUCCAUUGGCAUACAGGUUGAUGGUGGAGAGGAAUCCUCUAGCUCAAGUGAAACCCGAGCAACCAGUAAGUUCCAAUCCAUUGGUGUUCAAGUAGAGGAGGAGAAGUGUUUCCGCAGGUUCACACGGUCAAAUAGCGUUACAACAGCAGUUCAAGCAGAUAUGGAUUUUCAUGAGAACUUUGAAAUGUCCAUGGACCCUCAAGAAGACCAUUCAUAUCCUAGCCAAAUGUUAAGACAGUAUUCUCGAGAUGCCAGCACUUCCACUGUAAGCAUACAGGGCUCAGGAAACCAUUAUCAUGCAUGUGCAGUGGAUGACGACUUUGAUACGGAUUUUGAUCCUUCAAUUUUACCUCCACCGGAUCCCUGGAUUGAUUCUAUAACAGAAGAUCCCAUUGAAGCUGUUCAAAGGUCAGUGUGUCAAAGAGAUGGACACUGGUUCUUGAAGCUCCUACAAGCAGAAAGAGAGCGCAUGGAAGGUUGGUGCCAACAGAUGGAGAGAGAAGAACAAGAAAACCACCUGCCUGAAGAAAUUCUAGGUAAAAUACGAACUGCAGUGGGCAGUGCUCAGCUUCUCAUGGCACAGAAAUUUUACCAGUUCAGAGAACUGUGUGAAGAAAACCUGAAUCCCAAUGCACAUCCAAGACCAGCCUCCCAGGAUUUAGCAGGGUUUUGGGAUAUGCUGCAGUUAUCCAUAGAAAAUAUUAGUAUGAAAUUUGAUGAACUUCAUCAGUUAAAGGCCAAUAAUUGGAAACAGAUGGAUCCGCAUGACAAGAAGGAGAGAAGGGCCCCUCCUCCAGUGCCAAAGAAGCCAUCGAAAGGUCAGGUGCCACUCAUACGGGAACGCUCCUUGGAGAGCUCACAGCGUCAAGAGGCCCGGAAACGGCUGAUGGCUGCCAAACGAGCUGCGUCUGUCCGUCAGAACUCAGCCACUGAAAGCGCCGAAAGCAUUGAGAUUUACAUCCCCGAAGCCCAGACCAGGCUAUGAAGGGAUCCAACCAGGAGGACUCUUAAUGGCAAGAAACAUCUCUUGUAUAAUCUGCCCUUCUAGGUCCAUGCUCAGAGACACCAAUAAGUAUUUGUAUUCCCCUCCCUUCCUUUAUCUCUCCCUUCUCUCCCAAUGAAGUAACACUUCUGUGGCGUAAUUGUCAGUCCUCGAAGAGAUUUUCGCUAACACCCCUUGCUUUCUAAAGGUUUGCCCAUGUCAACCUAAUGCUUUGUCAAAUGUACCGAUGCUGCCACCUCGCCUCAUGUAAAGAAUCCCACAGACACACAAAUGAACACUCUUGUGCGUGCACACACACACAUGUACAGUAGAUUCACCAAUUUAUUAAUUCUUGGUCCUUAAAGCUAGUCUGUUAUCUAGUGUACAGCAAUAUUAAAUCAUAUGGUAUUUUGGAAAUCCAGUAUUGCAGGGUAAACCUUUGAGAUUCUGUUGUCUUCCUCAUUCAUGAUAAAAGAGCUCUAGCUCAGAAUCCCUUCUUUAUAUAAUUAUUGUUUUUCUAAAAAAAGAAAAAAAAUCAGAUGACCUGCAUUUUGUUCCUCAGAUAUCAUACCUUCUUACCUGACAAACUGGAAGGAGGUGGGGACAUAGGCAAGCUGCAGUAAAAGUCGAAGUGAGUCUUGCAGAUGAAGUAU